CGGGCUCCGUCUCAGGGGCUGAAGUUUGUGAGUAUUGAAUCCCACUUGAGCUAUUGUUUUCCUUCUCCUGAACAAUGGCACUGUCUAAGAGGGAGCUGGAUGAGCUGAAACCAUGGAUAGAGAAGACAGUGAAGAGAGUAUUGGGUUUCUCAGAGCCCACAGUGGUAACGGCGGCACUGAACUGUGUGGGGAAGGGCAUGGACAAGAAGAAGGCAGCUGACCAUCUGAAACCUUUUCUUGACGAUUCUACUCUCCGAUUUGUGGACAAACUAUUUGAGGCUGUGGAGGAGGGCCGAAGCUCUAGGCAUUCCAAGUCUAGCAGUGAUAGGAGCAGAAAACGAGAACUAAAGGAGGUGUUUGGUGAUGACUCUGAGAUUGCCAAAGAAUCUUCGGGAGUAAAGAAGCGACGAAUACCCCGUUUUGAGGAGGUAGAAGAAGAGCCAGAGGUGAUCCCUGGUCCUCCAUCAGAGAGCCCGGGCAUGCUAACUAAGCUCCAGAUCAAACAGAUGAUGGAAGCAGCAACACGACAAAUUGAGGAGAGAAAAAAACAACUGAGCUUCAUUAGCCCCCCUACACCUCAGCCAAAGACUCCUUCCUCCUCCCAGCCAGAGCGACUUCCAAUUGGCAACACUAUUCAGCCCUCCCAGGCUGCCACUUUUAUGAAUGAUGCUAUUGAGAAAGCAAGGAAAGCAGCUGAACUACAAGCUCGAAUCCAAGCCCAGCUGGCACUGAAGCCAGGACUCAUUGGCAAUGCCAACAUGGUGGGCCUGGCUAAUCUCCAUGCUAUGGGUAUUGCUCCCCCGAAAGUGGAGUUAAAAGAUCAAACUAAACCUACACCACUGAUCCUAGAUGAACAGGGUCGCACUGUAGAUGCAACAGGCAAGGAGAUUGAGCUGACGCAUCGCAUGCCUACUCUUAAGGCCAAUAUUCGUGCUGUGAAAAGGGAACAAUUCAAGCAACAACUAAAAGAAAAGCCAUCAGAAGAUAUGGAGUCCAAUACGUUUUUUGACCCCCGAGUUUCCAUUGCCCCUUCCCAACGCCAGAGACGAACUUUUAAAUUCCAUGACAAAGGCAAAUUUGAGAAGAUUGCUCAGCGAUUACGGACCAAGCUUUUUGGGUUAAUUACAGAGGAAAAUCCCAAGAGAGAAGAUUAUUUUGGAAUCACGAAUCUUGUUGAACAUCCAGCCCAGCUUAAUCCUCCAGGUAAUGUGUCGACACCAGUUACUCUGGGGGUGUAUCUUACCAAGAAGGAACAGAAGAAACUUCGGAGGCAGACAAGGAGAGAAGCACAGAAAGAACUACAAGAGAAAGUCAGGCUGGGCCUGAUGCCUCCUCCAGAACCCAAAGUGAGAAUUUCUAAUCUGAUGCGAGUAUUAGGCACAGAAGCUGUUCAAGACCCCACGAAGGUAGAAGCCCAUGUCAAAGCUCAAAUGGCAAAAAGACAGAAAGCGCAUGAAGAGGCCAACGCUGCCCGAAAACUUACAGCAGAACAGAGAAAGGUCAAGAAAAUUAAAAAGCUUAAAGAAGACAUUUCACAGGGGGUACACAUAUCUGUAUAUAGAGUUCGAAAUUUGAGCAACCCAGCCAAGAAGUUCAAGAUUGAGGCCAAUGCUGGGCAACUGUACCUGACAGGGGUGGUGGUACUGCACAAGGAUGUCAACGUGGUAGUAGUGGAAGGGGGCCCCAAAGCCCAGAAGAAAUUUAAGCGUCUUAUGCUGCAUCGGAUAAAGUGGGAUGAACAGACAUCUAACACAAAGGGAGAUGAUGAUGAGGAAUCUGAUGAGGAAGCUGUGAAGAAAACCAACAAAUGUGUACUAGUCUGGGAGGGUACAGCCAAAGACCGGAGCUUUGGAGAGAUGAAGUUCAAACAGUGCCCUACAGAGAACAUGGCUCGUGAGCAUUUCAAAAAGCAUGGGGCUGAACACUACUGGGACCUUGCACUGAGUGAAUCUGUGUUAGAGUCCACUGACUGAGACUACUGCAAGCCCUUCCUCUCCCUCCUUGCCUUUGUCUCUUCAGUCUUCCCCCUUAUUCUACUUCCGAGCCCACCCUGAUUGUGUGUGUGACCUCAGAACUGUGCCAAGCAGACACUGGGACAAAGGGAGAAUACCCUACUCCUUCCCCAGUCAGCCUGGUAUUUCCCUUUAUCCCCCUUAUGUGCAUAUGAUUAAAGAGUUAUUUUUAAA
Molecule: messenger RNA, 2186 nt
Organism: Otolemur garnettii (small-eared galago)
Lineage: Eukaryota; Metazoa; Chordata; Mammalia; Primates; Galagidae
Gene: PRPF3
Product: pre-mRNA processing factor 3
Exons: 16
Coding region: 75-1973 (632 amino acids)
Biological process (GO): mRNA splicing, via spliceosome
Cellular component (GO): U4/U6 x U5 tri-snRNP complex
Source: RefSeq, a predicted model, not a curated record